CUGUAAGGUCGGUAGGUAGGCAAUCCUAAACACAUACGGGGAGAGCCAAAGUACGCAAAUUGGCUCUCGCACCGCCAAUCCGACCUUUUCUGCACCGCCUCUUUGGUGCACAACACCUCGGACUCACACGGAGGCUGGACGAAGGCGAGGGGGCUGUUGCUAGCCAGGCCUUGACUUCGCCCCUGGAGAGCGCGCGCCCUCUGGAGCGCGCAGAAACGUCGGGAUAAGAUGGACAGGUCGCUUCUCUCCAGGACCUCUCCACGCAUGCAGCUCGGCCGUCCCCAGCAGCUCCCGCCUCCGACCGUGCCUCUUGCGCAAGUCCCCCGACUGCAGAGACGCUGCGUUGUCGGCAGCCGGGUGUGCCAGCCAGUGGUUGCUGUCCGGCCAGGCAGGGCAUCCGCUGGUCGUGGCGGGCGGCUCGUGGUUUCUUCUGUGGAUAUGUCCAACUCGCCCCUGUCAUCAAUGGACGCCGGCGAGGGCCUUGACAUCAUGUUUGACAACAACAGCGACGCGGAGUGCACGGUGGUGACGGUAGAGGGCAAGGACAAGGCGCACCUGCUGAUGAGCCUGACCGGCGGCUUCUCCAGCGCCGGCCUGACCGUCAUCUCCGCCUCCAUCACCAGUGACGACGGCCGCGUGCUGGAUGUCUUCCGCGUGCAGACCGCUGAUGGCAAGAAGGUGCCCGAGGAGCAGUUCCCGUCCGUGCGUGAGCACAUCCUGUCUGUGACCGCCACCAGCAGCCGCUCCUCCAUGCCCGCCAUCUACGGCAUCGUGGCCGCCGCGGAGGUGGAGCGCCUGAAGCCACUGCGCAGCCAGUCGACGCAGAACGACGUGGAUGCGCUGGAGCUGGCCGCGGCGGAGAUGACGCAGGCGGUGGCGGAGCUGGUGGCCACAGAGCGGGACAUCAUUCGCAUGCGCGCCAGCAACGCGGACGCGCGCACCCUCCAGACCAAGGAGGCCAACCGAACCGAGGCCGCUGCCGGCCUGGAGCGCAAGAUGGCGGCCAUGCAGGCUGUGCUGGCCGCCCGCCGCAACCUGGCCACCGAGCCGGAGAAGCCCAAGAGCCCCACGGAGAAGCUGCUGGAGACGCUCAAGCCGCCGACGCCGAUGCGCGCCGCCGCGGGCGCGGGCAGCGGCAGUGGCAGUGAGAUCCUGCUGCAGGCUUUCAACUGGGAGUCGCACCGCCAGAAGCUGUACAAGCAGCUGAUGGGCCGGGUGAAGGACAUCAGCGACGCUGGCUUCACGGGCGUGUGGAUGCCGCCGCCCUCGGACAGUGUCAGCCCGCAGGGCUACCUGCCCCGCGACCUGUACUCGCUGGAUAGCGCGUACGGCAGCGAGGCCGAGCUGCGCGAGCUCAUCGCCGCCUUCCACCAGAACAACAUCAAGGUCAUCGCCGACAUCGUGGUCAACCACCGCUGCGCGAACAGCCAGGGCAGCGACGGCAAGUGGAACAAGUUCGGCGGCCGCCUGGCCUGGGACGCCUCGGCCAUCUGCUCCAACAACCCGUCGUUCGGCGGCCGCGGCAACCCCAAGCAGGGCGACGACUACGCCGCCGCGCCCAACAUCGACCACUCGCAGGAGCGCAUCCGCAACGACAUCGUGCAAUGGAUGAAGUACCUGCGCAACUCGAUUGGCUUCGACGGCUGGCGCUUCGACUUCGUGCGCGGCUACCUGGGCUCGUACUGCAAGCAGUACAUUGACGAGACCGUGCCCGCCAUGGCCUUCGGCGAGUACUGGGACAGCUGCGAGUACACGGACGGCGUGCUCAACUACAACCAGGACGCGCACCGCCAGCGCACCGUGAACUGGUGCGACUCGACGGGCGGCACUAGCGCCGCCUUUGACUUCACCACCAAGGGUAUCCUCCAGGAGGCGGUGGGCCGCCGCGAGUACUGGCGCCUCGUUGACUCGCAGGGCCGCCCGCCGGGUGUGAUGGGCAUGUGGCCCAGCCGCGCCAUCACCUUCAUCGACAACCACGACACGGGCUCGACUCUGAACCACUGGCCCUUCCCCAGCCGCAACCUGCCCGAGGGCUACGCCUACAUCCUGACGCACCCCGGCACGCCCUGCGUCUUCUACGACCACUUCUACCAGGAGGAGAACAACCUCCGGAAGAUCAUCCUGGACCUGCUGAAGGUUCGUCGGCGCAACGGCCUCAACGCCAGGUCGAAGGUGGUGAUGAAGAAGUCGGCGGCGGACGUGUACGCGGCAAUGAUCGACGACAAGGUGGCGGUGAAGCUGGGGCCCGGCGACUGGUCGCCCAACCAGAGCGGCAUCAAGGUCAACGGCAAGGAGCUCAAGGUCGCGGCCAGCGGCUUCCAGUUCGCCGUGUGGGAGGGCCAGCACUAAGGCGGCCGCGAGGAUGCGGUGCUGCUGGAAUGGGGCGAAGCAGAGCGCCUGCAGCCAGGAUGGCAGCGAGGCGGAAGCAGACAGCGGCGGGCGUGGGCGGAAGGUGCCAUGCCAGCGGAAGCAAGCGGUGCUGACGCGGCGUAGGACGCUGGAGGUACUUCGUGGUAUAAUGGCUGCGAAGUGCGUGCAUCUGCGCCAACAUCGGGCGACGGUAUCGGCAUUGUCAACGACCCGCGCCCGCAUGCAUGCUUGAGCAGUUGGGAGAGGCGAUCGGCAUACGUGCGGCUAUUUCGCACGUACUUGAGGGUCAGUAGCCAUUACCGCUGGCAGCCAGAUGCACCAGGCAGCAGUGACGAAGGCUUGCUGUGGAGUGCAAAGGAACCGAAGCCCGCUAUUCGGGUGCAUGAACGGGAGCCUUGCCCGUGUUCCGUGUGUGUGUAUUCCUUGGGCUCGUGGUAUUCUCUUGUCAUUGCAGUGGCAUGGCAUGGGUGUGUGCGUGUACGGUAGCCAUAUUUCUUAUCUAACACAUCGACACCUCAGGGCAGACAAGCUUUCUAGGAAGCAUGAGCGGACUUGGCAAGGGUAGUAGUGAAGCACGCCAUGUUGCGAGAGAGGCAUUGGGUUGUGCGGGGACUGUGCCCGCUCCCAAGGUUGCGGCUGUGGCCAGAGAAGGCGACAAGCAGGCAGCUUAAACGGGGUGGGGCAGUCUUAUGCCUGACGGCACAAUCCGGACUCGUCCGAGAAUGGAGCGUAGCGGCGGCCGGGCGCGGACUUGGCGCACACUCACCCACAUUCCCGCCCGGUUUGCGCUUUGUCGGCCCUGAAAAAUAAGUUUUGCGUGACAUAGUGAAGACAUGCUGAGGAUUGCCGUGGGGUCAAAAUCGAAGGGACCAUGCUUGCAGCCAGGUCCUGCGCAAUCUAUGCGCACGGAAGAAUGACAUGCAAAUCGUGCCUUGUGUCGGGUGGCAACCUCUGAGUUCAUGU
Molecule: messenger RNA, 3333 nt
Organism: Chlamydomonas reinhardtii
Lineage: Eukaryota; Viridiplantae; Chlorophyta; Chlorophyceae; Chlamydomonadales; Chlamydomonadaceae
Exons: 14
Coding region: 229-2349 (706 amino acids)
Biological process (GO): carbohydrate metabolic process
Molecular function (GO): calcium ion binding; alpha-amylase activity
Source: RefSeq, a predicted model, not a curated record